Molecule: messenger RNA, 2274 nt
Organism: Histoplasma mississippiense
Lineage: Eukaryota; Fungi; Ascomycota; Eurotiomycetes; Onygenales; Ajellomycetaceae
Exons: 5
Coding region: 1-2274 (757 amino acids)
Source: RefSeq, a predicted model, not a curated record
AUGGCAAAGCGUUGUCGAAGCCGAGUGACAUCCAGCAAUGACGAUGGCACGGCUGACGAGACGUCCCCCAUGGACACGGACAGCGAGUCCGAUCGAGGAUACGAGACAGAGCUGACUGAUCCUGAUUCCGAUGUGCCUCGCGACAGACGCAGGGGCAAACGCAAGCGUCGACGACUGCGCUAUAGGCCCAACGCACCAGUCCCCAAGGAGGACGCAGCCGCCGCCGCUACCGACGACUCGGAUGAUGAUACGGACCCCGAGGAUGAUACCGAAGACGACAUAUCGUCGGGGGAUGAGGAUGACGACUACUCCCCUGGCACCAAGCUCCUCAUCGCUCGCAUGGAGGAUCACUGGCAGUGGAAAAAGGCGAAGACGUCCGCGGACCCCAAGUGGCGGGAUCCGGUCGACGCUCUCCGCGGCGCAGGGCGACGCGACCUGUACCUGUUCUUCAACUGGCGUUUCAAACUGAAGCUGGGGAAGGGAGGCCGUCGACUGAGGGGGACGAAAAAAUCGAGCGCCCUGAAGGGCGACUGGAAGAACUUCCUGCGCUACUACGAGGGUGCCACUGGCACCAAGAUCGAUGCAAAGCUGAUGCGGCUGACGCGGAAGAGCCUCCGACGACUGGCCAAGAAGCGCGGGCUGGACGUGCAGGAGAAGGAGAAGACCCCGGUGUAUGUUGAGGACAUGUCUCCACUCCAGGAGACCACGCUGCGGACGCAGGAGAAGAGAUUCUGGCUCGGGCUGCAGCGGAUGCAGAUCUGCCUCUACAACCUGCUGGGCCUCUUCACGCUGAACCGGAAAAGCGCCAUCCUCGCCCUGCGAUAUAAGGAUUUGAGGGUGUCUCUGCAGUGGGACCCUAACGGCGGGCCCCACCUCCCGACGGUGGAAUUCAGCUAUGAGUUUACGAAGAAGCACCUCGGCCUCACACAGACGAACACCUUCAUCCUGCCUGAGAUCAUCUACGACCCGUCUCUGAUCCUCAGUCCGCAUAACUUUCUAUUUGGCAUUCUGUUCUUCUUUGGUGCCUUCAAGGCCACCAAUCUCACCUCGAUGAAGAAGCUCAGAGGACUGAAGAUUGGGGGUGGCCGACAGCAGAAACCGAUCCCGCUGAAGCCGGAGAUGGCCAACUACUAUGUCUUCUGCAGGGUGGAGAAGGUGGAUGGUAAGGUCCGCAUCCUCCCCGAGGAUAAGAUGGACCCUUCGUCCGCCAUCCGUACGAUUGCCGAGAUCUGCGGUUUUCUGCACCCCUGGUUCAACCAUCGCUGCCGGUACGGCGGGGGAUUGGUCGGUGAUGCCGAGCAGAAUCUAGUCCUGAAGCAUGCCAGCAUCCGCACGUUCCUGGACCACUACCUUCCGCGCCUGGUCGACAUCAAUAUGCAGCCACUGAUCAGCGGUCAGGAUCCCAACUCUCCUCUGAUGCGAGCGAUCACGCGGAUCGGCCGCUGGCUGGACAAACGGCGCCCACGGCAUCUGACGGAUGCGCAGAAGGCGACCGUGGAGCAGGACCCAGAGCUGCAGGAAGCCAUCCUGAAGAGAGAUCGGGCUGAACAGCGUGUCAUGCAGACCAACAGCCCCAAGGGAGUUGAGAAGUUCGAGAGACGGAACGAUGAUGUCAAGAAGACAAGAAACCGUCUUCUCUACAGGUACAGGAAGCAGGUCUGGGAGGAGUUCGACGACGAGCAGGCUGUGAUCGACAUCGAACGCCAGCUCUCGGGCAUGGCGUUGAAUGAGGAGGCAAAGGAGACGCUGCAGGAGGAACAGAUGCUCCCAGCGCAGAUCCAUCUUCUCGAGAAUCUCCUGACGUGGCCGACAUCCAGAUCGGUGGAGAAGGAGUUGCGGCGACGGGACGCCGGGGUCGAAGCCGUCCGGAUGUACUGUGGUGUCCUCGAGGGCGGGCCGCGCCGGGGAAGGAGACCAAAGCCGAACCCGCCCCUGGCCCCGCAAGCAUCCGACGACACUGACAACAGGAACGAUAGGCCGGAUGAGGAUGCGCCUAACGGUUGGGACGAUGCCCUCCGUGCCGCCGAGGAGCACAUCCGCCAUGCGGAGAAGCCUCGGGGUUGUUUUGAGUGUUUCGCACAUCCCGGGUCGUCGGAUCACCGGCGCAUUUAUCAAUACUCGCGACCGGCGGACCUGGGCAGGCAUUUUCGGGAUGAUCUCCUCCGGCAUCUCAAGGACGGCGAGCCGGCGAGGUGCAGCUGGUGCGAGAUCAAAUUGGAACACAAGAUGCAUGUGCAGAGCCAUGCAAAAAAAGUCCACCGAGUGCACACGUAG